This is a messenger RNA of Zootermopsis nevadensis, 681 nucleotides long. It is a transcript of the gene HINT1, whose product is annotated as histidine triad nucleotide binding protein 1. Lineage: Eukaryota; Metazoa; Arthropoda; Insecta; Blattodea; Termopsidae. The record is from RefSeq and is a predicted model, not a curated record. Gene Ontology annotation, molecular function: catalytic activity.
AAACAAGUGACAUACAUUAAACGCAUUGUCAAAACUUAUUUACAGCAACGUAUAAUUAAUUAAGAGCACAAAAAUAAUACUUAACAGUGUGUGAAACCGAAAGUUGCGAACAUUUCGUGGCAUGCAGAGUGCAAGAAUCAUUAAAAUAACAUGUCGACCUAUAAAAGCGCUUCUUUACCAAGCAGCUGGUUUUACCCAAGGUACAAAAAUGGCUGACGAAGUAGCAAAGGCUCAGGUUGCUAAAGCAGGUGGUGAUACAAUUUUUGGCAAAAUACUAAGAAAAGAAAUCCCAUGCAGUUUCAUUUACGAGGAUGAUCAGUGUGUUGCCUUCAACGAUGUAAAUCCGCAAGCUCCGACUCAUUUCUUGGUGAUUCCUCGUAAGCCAAUCCCCCAGCUAUCGAGAUCAGAAGAUGUUGAUGAGCAGUUGCUGGGACAUCUGUUGAUUGUUGCCCGGAAGCUUGCUAAGGAUUUGGGUCUCGGCAAUGGAUUCCGUUUGGUUGUGAAUGAUGGUCCAGAUGGCUGUCAGUCUGUUUAUCACCUGCACGUUCAUGUAUUGGCUGGACGUCAACUCGGCUGGCCACCUGGUUAAUAGGUUGAGGAGCACUGUUCAUUUUGGUACUGGCUUUAAUUAUGUUAUUGUUAUUGGGCAACACUGGAAAAAUAAAGUUGUGUAAUGCUAGC